Messenger RNA from Quercus robur (English oak), 1527 nucleotides. RefSeq names its product 2-hydroxyisoflavanone dehydratase-like. Gene Ontology annotation, molecular function: hydrolase activity. The transcript has a single exon. The record is from RefSeq and is a predicted model, not a curated record. Bases 677 to 1402 code for a protein of 241 amino acids. NCBI's taxonomy places the organism in Eukaryota, Viridiplantae, Streptophyta, Magnoliopsida, Fagales, Fagaceae.
AAAAAAAGAAAAAAGAAAUAGUAUUCCGUCAAACCUUGAGAGCAGAUCAAUCCUGGGCCCCAAACUUAGUGCCCCUGAAAUUGGACGCUGCGACAACCUUAGGAUUUUUGUUUUAUUUUUUAAAAUUGAUGACUGAGUUCCUAUAUAGUAUGAACAACUGCCCCCCUCCCCCCUCAAAAAAAAAAAAAAAAAAGUGGGGAUUGUUGUCUCCAGUAGUUCAUUGUUUUCAAUGAUUUAUAUAAUUCAAUUUUCCUGGUUGAAAUUAGUCAAUGGAAUUGCAUCUAUAUAUAAACCGAAGCAUACAAGAAUGCAUUUCAUCAAUAUACAGCGUCCUAUGAUGUGAAGAUGAAUCGACUUGAACCUAUACCCAUGGAAUGUUUGUGUAAUAUUUUAGUUUAUUUCGCUUAUGCUAUAAAAUAUUAAAGGCAGGAGCCUUUUUUGAAGGAUACCUCAAACGUGUUGUAUUUUCGGCGUUUGUUUUAGGCACGACUCUUAAUUAAACAAAGUUUGAUCUUUUGGUUUGGUUAAUUAGAAGAACAGACUUUGAAGGUAUUUUCUAGGGCGUCAACUUUCAAAGUAUUUCUUUAUUUUUUAUAAUGAGGAGUCAAAGAAGCGUUAUGCUUUAAUCUUAUAUCCAUUAUUAUUAUUAUUUCUCUAAAGAUGACCCAAGUCUCCUAUGGUAGCUAGACUUUGCUGCCAUCUUUCUUUAAGUAAAAACGUUACUUCCAUUACCUUCCUAAGUUGUAACCAGAACCUUCAGCAGGACUAUCUGUUUCAUUCCAUAUUCAUCAGGUCAUUUCCUCCCUCUCAAAGUCUUCUCCCUCUCUCACAUAUGGCUUCCAUCAUCAAGGAGGUAGAGAAAGAGUUUCUCCCAUUCAUCCGUAUGUACAAGGAUGGCUCAGUUGAGCGACUAGUUGGCUCUCCCUAUGUGCCCCCAUCGCCUAACGACCCGGAAACUGGAGUCACAUCAAAGGAAAUCACCAUCUCACAGGACCCCUCCAUCUCUGCUCGCCUCUACCUCCCAAGUCUCAACCAAACCCACCUUCCAAAACUCCCCAUCUUGGUCUACUUCCAUGGCGGAGGCUUUUGCCUCGAGUCUGCCUUCUCCUUCAAUCAUCAAUGGUACCUCAAUAGUUUGGUUGCUCAAGCUCAAGUUGUUGCUGUAUCAGUUGAGUAUGGGCUAGCUCCUGAGCAUCUUCUUCCCAUUGCUUAUGAAGAUUGCUGGGCUGCAUUCCAAUGGGUUGCACUCCACUCUAUAAAUAAUGGUCUCAACAAGGAGCCAUGGUUGAUGAAUCAUGGUGACUUUAACCGAGUUUUUAUUGGUGGUGAAAGUGCAGGAGCUAACAUUGUGCAUAAUAUUGCCAUGCGAGUACGAUCACGGUUUCCAUAUCUUGCAUUUUGAGUCAGAGAAUGCUAAGCAUUUGAUUAAACAUAUGGCUUCUUUUCUGCUCAAGUAAUUUUUUUUCUUCUUAUUUUGGAGUUUAAUAGCUUAUUUGAAAGUCCGGUCAACUUUAUGAUUGAUUCAAA